Penicillium soppii is the source of this 1101-nucleotide messenger RNA. RefSeq names its product tyrosinase family protein. Gene Ontology annotation, molecular function: oxidoreductase activity. The transcript is spliced from 4 exons. Lineage: Eukaryota; Fungi; Ascomycota; Eurotiomycetes; Eurotiales; Aspergillaceae. The record is from RefSeq and is a predicted model, not a curated record. The coding region runs from base 1 to 1101 and encodes 366 amino acids.
AUGGUUCAAUUUUAUAAGUCUGUGCUUGUUGCGCUGGGGUUAUUCUCGGUGGCCCACUCCUCUCUGAUUGAUAUCGAUUUGGACUUGGACUUGUCGACUGACAAUGGAUGUUGCCCACAACGCAAUGAAGCUAGCCGGAAAGAAUGGGGAGAAUUGACGCCGUCGCAGCGGAUCGACUAUACUGACGCUGUUCUUUGUAUGCAGAAGCAGCCUCAACACCUGCCAAGAGAAGAGUUCCCGGGAGUACGGAAUCGAUUUGAUGAUUUUGUGGCAACCCACAUCAACUACACUCUUCACGUACAUUACAGCGGUCUCUUCCUCCCAUGGCACCGCCACUUCCUCUGGCUCUGGGAGACAGCCCUACGAGACGAGUGUGGAUACACAGGACAUCUCCCAUACUGGGAUUGGCCCAAAUGGGACAAUGAUCUAGCCGCCAGCCCACUCUUCGACUGUAGCGAGAGUUCUCUCUCCGGCGACGGCGAAUACAACCCGGGAGAACAAAGCAUUCAAGGCGGAUCCCAGACUCUCCCACCAGGCACAGGCGGCGGCUGCGUGCGAUGCGGACCAUUCAAAGAUAUGGAGCUGCACCUAGGACCCUUCUCUCGAAACCUUGCAUCGACAACGGAAAUCCCAGCCCCAGGCUUCGACUAUAACCCUCGAUGCUUCAACCGCAGUCUUAACAACUUCGUCAGCAGCAACUAUAACAACGAGACGAUCGUCGACCGCCUGCUGUCCUCGACCGACAUCAUUGAUUUCCAAACGGUCAUGGACCACUGGCCACCACGCCCAGACGGGGUACUAGGUCCCCAUGGCGGCGGCCACUUCAGUCUCGGCGCAACACUCCAAGACCUGUUUGCCUCGCCGCAGGACCCGGCCUUCAUGCUGCACCAUGCGAUGAUUGAUCGGCUGUGGAGUAUCUGGCAAAACAAGGACGCAAAGAAUCGAAACGCAAUCAAUGGAACCAACGCGAUUCUCAACCCGCCGACCGGGAAGCUCGUCACGCUCGAUAUGGAGAUGGAGUUUGGUGUUCUUGAUCGGCCCCGAACAAUCGGCGAGGCUAUGGAUCCUACCAAGGAUGGAUAUUGUUAUUCUUACACCUGA